AGGAGUGGCCGGGGGGGGCUGAGCCACUCGGGAAUGCAGGUAAUCUAUAAAGAGGACUCCACUCUCUCCAGUUUCAGUAGCUGUCCGCAUCAUGACAAUGACGAGUAAACUUCUCCUAUUGUGGAUCUGUACACUGGCUGCCUCACUCGAUCCCUCAGCGGGCCUUCAUCCUGACCUGGAUGGACAGGAAUAUGAGGUGGUGAGACCGGUCAGAUUGCACACUCUGCAUAAGAGAGACACAGAGUCCAUCCGUCCUGAAGUGCUGAAGUACAGAAUGAAAGUGGAUGGGAAGGACAUUGAGAUGCAGCUACAGAAGAACACCGCCUUACUAACCAAAGACUACAGUGAGACACACUACACCGAGGAUGGGACACAGGUCACCUCCACACCCCAGGACCUGGACCACUGCUACUACCACGGCAGGAUCGUGAAUGACGACGAGUCCAUGGUCAGCAUGAGCACCUGUGAUGGGCUAAGGGGUUAUUUCAAGACGGCUGAGCAAAGGUAUCUGAUCGAACCACUGUCCGCGGAUGAUACUGGGGACCACGCUGUGCUCAAGUAUGAGACCCUGAACACAGACCCACCUGUAUGUGGAGUCACCAACACCAGCUGGGACCCUGACUACCCCCCCUCCACCAGCAAAAUGCGCUCCCGAGCCUCUGGUCCUUCUCUCUUCCAGCAGCAGAAAUAUGUUGAGCUGUAUGUUGUUGGAGACAACCGACUGUACAAGAAAAUGAAGAAUGACUAUGAAGAGGUCAGGAAGAAGAUAUUUGAAGUUGUCAACUUUGUCAACAUGGUCUACAAGCCUCUGAACACAUUUAUUGCCAUCACUGGAAUGGAGGUAUGGACAGACAAUGACAAGAUCUCAGUGACACCCCCUGCUGGAGCCACUCUGGAUGCCUUCACCAGCUGGAGGAACAACAUGCUGAAAAACAAGCCACAUGAUAAUGCCCAACUGAUAACUGACAUUGACUUUGAAGGAUCAACAGUGGGGCUUGCCUUCAUAGGAACCCUGUGUUCAGGUCACUCCACUGGGGUGAUUCAGAAUCACAACACCCGGGCCAUCGCUGUAGGGGCGACAUUAGCACAUGAAAUGGGGCACAACCUGGGCAUGAGCCACGACACCAGCUCCUGCACCUGUACUGGUAACAGCUGUAUCAUGGCCCCUGCCCUGAGCUACGACACUCCAAGGCAAUUCAGCAGCUGCAGUGAUGCAAACUAUGAGCAGUUCCUGACAUCACGCAACCCCCAGUGCCUUUUCAACAAGCCUGACUUCAUGCAAGUCCUGUCCCCCCCGGUGUGUGGCAAUGGCUUUCUGGAAAGGGGGGAGCAGUGUGACUGUGGAACUGUGGAGGAGUGUAAAAACCCAUGUUGCAAUGCCACUACCUGUACACUGACCAAAGGCUCAGAGUGUGCCACUGGAGAAUGCUGUGAUAACUGUAAGUUUGCGCCAUCCACAACCAUGUGCAGACGGCAGCAGGACGAUUGCGAUUUGGCGGAGUACUGCAAGGGGACGGAUGCCACAUGCCCUGAAGAUGUCUUCGCUGUGAACGGGAAACCCUGCCAAAACGGCCAGGGGUACUGCAUCAAUGGACACUGCCCUCGGCGGGAGGAUCAAUGCAUCAAGAUGUGGGGAGACACGGCUGAAGUGGCAGGUCAAUUUUGCUAUAACCAAAACACCAGAGGAGCGUACUUCGCUUACUGCAAGCGGCAAUCAGCUGUACAGUACAUCGGAUGCCAGCAGCAGGACAUAAUGUGUGGAAAGCUGUUUUGCAUAAAAGGUAACGACAACCCCAACUAUGGCCGUUCUGUGACAAUUGACCAAUGCAAAGCUACUUUCUACGGUGACCCAGAUAUGGACUUUGGCCAGGUGGAAGCAGGAACAAAGUGUGGCGAUGAACAGGUCUGCCAUAAUUAUGAGUGUGUGGAUCUGGAGACAGCCUACAGAUCGACCAACUGCUCAGCACGGUGCAGAGGCCAUGCGGUUUGCAAUCACAAACUGGAGUGUCAGUGUUUGCCAGGGUGGUUACCCCCGAACUGUGAAACAAAGGAUCAGAACGUCCCAGGAGGACUGUCCCCAGGAGCAAUUGUCGGCAUUGCAGUGGCAGUCGGCCUUCUGAUUUUGAUUAUUGUUGCUGUCAUUGGUGCUACUCUUGUCAAGCGCAGACGGAAACAGUUCCCCUCUCACAGGUACAGACCCCCCACUCACAAGAGCAGCCCGGGUGUGAGCAGCCCAGGUGUGAACAACCCAGCCUUCUCCCACCAAAUGGUGCAGGCACCACACCAAGAAAACAUCAAGCCCAUGCGUCCGAAAGGACCUCCUCCCCCACCUCCACUAGUCCAGUCCCGUCCGCCACCCUAUAACCUCGCUGCUGCACGUCAGGCUUUGAGACCACCACCCCCCCGGGUUUGACACCUCCCACCACACAGUGGGGUGGGCGUGGCAAGUAGAAGAACUUUCACAUCUAUUCCAGGCCAAACAACGGGAGGAGGGUGGACUACAGGCAGAUUGCACUGCCGUCAAAGCUCCUUUGGGAUCAUUACGAACUUAGCUGCCAAAUCAUUUGCUGGGUUUUGCCCGUUUCUCUGUCAGCCCAUGAAGUUCUGCAAGGAUACUGCUGAGGCCCAUGGCAAGCCCAUGCAGAGCUGGCCAUGGAGCAGAAUCUGGUACAAGUGUGG
Molecule: messenger RNA, 2679 nt
Organism: Megalops cyprinoides (Indo-Pacific tarpon)
Lineage: Eukaryota; Metazoa; Chordata; Actinopteri; Elopiformes; Megalopidae
Product: zinc metalloproteinase-disintegrin-like batroxstatin-1
Exons: 22
Coding region: 92-2413 (773 amino acids)
Biological process (GO): proteolysis
Cellular component (GO): plasma membrane
Molecular function (GO): metalloendopeptidase activity
Source: RefSeq, a predicted model, not a curated record